AUGUCUGUGACCAAAACCAGUAAGGAGAUUCCUGCUGCUGCCCCUUCGGUGGAGUGCCCCGUCUGUUAUGAGUCAUUUCAGUCUCCGAAAGUGUCGCGCCGGGUGCUGAGCUGUGGGCACGCUUUUUGCCAUGACUGUCUGGUCAAGUGCCUUUUGGCGUCGCGGGAUGAGGGCCGGCUACAGAACUGCCUCACCUGCCCCGUCUGUCGCUUUGUGACCUUCCUCUGCAGGAAGAGAGCCUGCUUGCCUUCCAAGAUCUCCUCAAACCCUCCACCUUUGGAGCUGCCUCUCUCACCUUCGUUGCUGUCCUUGGGGCCGGCAAACACUUUAGUGGUGCCUGGCCACUUCCUGAUGUCCCUGCGUGGCUACGACAGCCACCAGAAUGUGUGUGGCUGCCCUAGCAUGGACUCGAUGGUGCACCCUGGUGGCUUGGAGCGACAGUCUCACGUCUUUGUUAUCACUCAGUGUGGGAUGCCGCUGAUCGAAGAGAACAUUGGUGUCGCCGCUCUAAACCACGAUGUGGAAGCUGCGGGGUCAGUGACGUCUCAGAGGUCCCUAAUAAUGGGCUGCUUCCAAUCACCCAUUGUCUUGGCAAUCCUCCUGGUCUCCACUGUUGCUCUGUUGGGGGCUGUUCUCCCCUGGCUACUACUACUAGAAUGA
This is a messenger RNA of Podarcis lilfordi (Lilford's wall lizard), 660 nucleotides long. NCBI's taxonomy places the organism in Eukaryota, Metazoa, Chordata, Lepidosauria, Squamata, Lacertidae. The record is from the annotation of a GenBank genome assembly.